Cygnus olor (mute swan) is the source of this 2302-nucleotide messenger RNA. It is a transcript of the gene FEZ2, whose product is annotated as fasciculation and elongation protein zeta 2. Gene Ontology annotation, cellular component: axon; cytoplasm. Lineage: Eukaryota; Metazoa; Chordata; Aves; Anseriformes; Anatidae. The record is from RefSeq and is a predicted model, not a curated record.
CGGCCGUUGGGCAGCCCUGUCCCGUCACGCGCCUCCUCCUUCCCCCUCCCGCCCCCGGAGCUGCGGGAGGCGCUGGGAGCGCGCACGGCCGGGGGCGCGCAGCCGGCGGCGGGAGGGGGGUGUCUCCAGGUGCCGCGAUGGCGGCGGCGGCCUCGCAGCGGGACCCGGGCGACUGGCAGGACUUCUCCGGCUUCCAGCCCCCGCAGGCUGGCGGCGCUCCCGAGGCCGCCCGCGACAAAAGCGGCUGGGCCGGGGGGGAUCUGGGGGCGAGGCUGUCCCUCUGCUUCCAGCCCCCGCAGGCCCGGGCUGGCGGCGGCGGCGGCGAGAGCCGCGUUCCGCUGCGGCCCCUCACGGAGCAGAGCGCCCUGCAGGACGACGAGAUCUGGAAUGCCUUGACUGAUAAUUAUGGUAAUGUAAUGCCAGUUGACUGGAAAUCUUCCCACACCAGAGCUUUGCACUUGCCAACGCUGAAUCUUUCAGAAAAAGGGGUAAAUGAUAACUUAAACCUUGACCUGUCAGAUGACGAAGAGCUGAGGGAACAGUUGGAUAUGCAUUCUAUCAUUGUUUCCUGCAUCAAUGACGAACCACUAUUCACAGCAGAACAGGUGAUUGAAGAAAUAGAGGAAAUGAUGCAGGAAUCACCUGAUCCAGAAGAUGAUGAAACGCCCACUCAAUCCGAUCGUCUCUCCUUACUUUCCCAGGAAAUUCAGACACUCAAGAGAUCCAGUACAAACAACAGCUAUGAAGAGAGAGUAAAAAGAUUGUCUGUUGCUGAGUUAAACGAACUGCUAGAAGAAAUUGAGACUGCUAUUAAGGAUUAUUCUGAGGAACUGGUACAGCAGUUGGCACUACGAGACGAGCUGGAGUUUGAGAAAGAAGUGAAAAACAGCUUCAUUUCUGUCCUCAUUGAAGUACAAAAUAAACAGAGAGAGCACAAAGAGACGGCAAAGAAGAAAAAGAAGCUGAAAAAUGGUAGCCCUCAGAAUGGGAAACAAGAAAGAGGUCAUAUGCCUGGAACACGCUUCAGCAUGGAAGGGAUCUCAAAUGUCAUACAGAAUGGCUUCCGCCACACGUUUGGAAACUCGGGUGGAGAGAAACAGUAUUUAACGACCGUCAUUCCGUAUGAGAAGAAGAAUGGACCCCCAUCUGUUGAGGAUCUUCAAACGUUAACCAAAAUCCUUCAUGCCAUGAAAGAGGAUAGUGAGAAAGUGCCAGGCUUGUUAACAGACUAUAUUUUAAAGGUUCUGUGUCCUACAUGAAGAGGGCUGCCUUUCAGAAUUAACUGUGCUCCUUCCUGUGAUGAGAAGCUUUCCAUGGAUAUAACUCAUAGUUGUUUUUUUGUUUGUUUGUUUUUUUUCCAUUUGGUACUAUACCUAAACCAGUAGGCAUUUACCUCCUCUGUGUGUGUGGAUUUUCUGAUCCUGCAGUACGUCCUCUGGGCAUGACAACUCAUCCAUUUUAACUUCUUAAUAGUGCAAUGAACUGGAGCAGGGAACAAACACUGUACAGUUUUACUCACAUUGUUCUGGCUUUUUAAAGUCUAUUUUUACAUUGUAUAGCAUGUAGUAAAUCCUCCUGCACAUUUUGUUGUUGGAAGGAAAAGAAAACUUUGAAUAAUGUAAAUAAAAUAUAAGACUAGUUUUAAGGAAUUCAUAUUUAAAAACAUCCUUAGUUCCUAUAGCAAAAAUGAUUGUAGUCCAAACCUGAAAAAAAGAUUUAGAUGAGUUCUUCAGGAAGCACUCCAGAACAGUGUUGGUGGAAGUUCAUUUUUGACACUUCUUUUUAAACAGUAACUUAGAUUGAAGUAUGCACCAUUAUUGCUCACAUACUGAACUUAUGAACCGCAUUCUUUAAUGAUUUGGCAUAAGUAAUUGUAUCAAGUAUCAUUGUUACCUAACAAACAUCAGAGUAAUGUAAUAUGUCAUAUUUAAUUGUUUUUAUUUUAUUAACGUUCAUGUGGCUCAGAUAUUCUCCCAUAUUGCUGCUAUUAUUUUACUGUUUUUAAUAGGUGUUUGAUCUUAAUGAAUAUGCUUCAAUAUAUAAACAUUUUGAAAGGCUGUAUAUUUUUAAAAAUACAUGUACAGUUUGGAAAAAAAAAAAAAAAAAAAAAACCUUGCACCUGGAUUCCAAGUUAGUAUUAUCUUGAGACCUUGGUCAUUGUGUAUCUUCAAACUUUACUACAAAUCUCUCAUGUAUGCACUGUCUCCUCUAUGAUGAUGUAUCUGCGUUCAAACAGAUGAGAAUGUAUUUUGCAAAUCCUGUAAAAGAUAUACCCCAGAAUCUCAAUAUUAAAUAUUUGUCA